AUGAGCCACGAGUGGUCAGAUGCCCUCCAAUGGAGAGGCAACAAAAGUCUGGAAAGUUCAAAAGUCGAAGAGGACGAAAAAGAAGAGAAAAGAGCAAAUUAUUAUGAACUCAUAAAUGACAAAAUUUUCGUAUACAGAUGUAACACAUGCCUAUUGGUAUUCACUUGUGUGCAUUCAUUUUCAAAUCACGUGUUGAGUGAGAACCACCAAAUAAAACAACUGAACGCUCUGAAGAAGGGAAAAUAUUUUAACUGCCUGAGGUGUAAAUACGUCUGUCUGAGCUUGUCCAAAAUUAUAAGUCACAUCGAAUUGUAUAAUCACUGCCACAAUAUUUUGAGGAAAAUUAAAAGGAACAUGGUUUACAAUGGAAUUGCUUCCUGUUCAUGUAGAGUCAAAUGUUAUACGUUUUAUUCACAAAAUAAAAAUUGCCUCACUACUGGGGAUCCUAUCCUGGCCGAAUAUGAAGGGGUCCCCAAUUUUCAAUCCAUCGAUGAAGGUGGCAUGUGUCCUUAUGAUCACAGUGACUCUCAUCAUCGUGGAGAUGUUCAGUUCCUUCCAAAGGGAGAGGAGAUACCUCCUAAGGAACGCAACUUACUUUUGAUGGGCCCUUCUAACGAUAUCAUCCCACUUUUUGAUUCUGCCCCUGUCUGGAGGGGCAACGACGAGGUUGGAAAAUCCCUCAGGAGGAAAACGUUGGGCUUUAUUCUCAGCACCACGGGGGGGGAAGCAUGUAAGAAGGCAGAUGGGGCAGCAUAUAAGGAGACAGACGCGGCGCACCUCUCCCAUGCAGACGCGAACAUGGCCCCCAUGCCCUGCAACCCAGUCGGCGAGCAAACGGAGCUCAUCCCAAUCUGCACAGACAUAAACAAAAUAAAUGACUUCAACGAACUUCUACUCAAUUUAGAGAAGCAAGAAAAGAAAAAAAAACAGGGCCUGGGAAACGAAGAAAAUAGCUGCAGCACGGAUCCCACCAGAAACUUGCUCUUGCACAUUUACGAAAAUAACUAUCACAUGAACAAAGUGAACAGGAAUGAUUCGCUCGACGAUGACGCCGAUCGGAAUGAUAAAAAAUGUGAUGUUUUGGAGGAAACUGAAAGCCAAUUGUUUUUGUCCCCCUAUGGCUUAAAUAAUGAUAACGCCUGUGCUGAGAAAAAUUAUGACCCGUUCAGAAGCUACGGCUACAACCCUUUUGAAGAAGGAGGCUUCAGCUUGUUCCCCAAGGAAGAGAAUGUGAAUGUAGGGACAGGGGGAGGGCUCCCCCAAAGUGACCCUAACAGUCCAGACAGGAAAGAUACAAUUGGGACGAGUACAAACUACAACGCUUUGCACGAAGAAGGGCCCUCCUAUCUCAUUGGGGCUGGAAGCAAGAGCAACAUCUGUACCCAAAAUAGGACACCUAAUUAUGACCCGAUUUUGAAGGACCACCACAACGUGGAUCAAUUUCUCAGUUUAGAACAGGCCAAUAAAAUUGACAAAAAUAUAACAGGCGAAAUAGACCAAGUAAAGAGUUCUUUUGUGCGCUCCAUCCACAACAGCGCAAAAAAGCUAGCUGCGUUGGAUACGUUAUUUACGUAUGAGCAGCGGGAGGAAGCAACCCUUUUUUGCAGUGACCCCUCUACUGCGUAUAGGAACACGAAUGAGGCACAAACAAAUGUUGGAGACCAGAUUGACACUCAUCCGAAUGGUGCACCUAGCGGAAUACAUUUUCUGCAUGAAGAACAAAUGGGUGGCUUCCACAACGGACACAAGUUCACCCCAUCGGAAGAAGAUUUUAAAAAAUAUUUUUGCAAAAAUUUCCUUCCGCAUAUAUUUGAUUAUCAGACGAGAGGCAUGGUUCCCACAAUGGAAGGGGCUCAAAAGGCUGAUUCUGAAAAUGCCUACAAAGGAAAUGUGGAUAGCAUAAUGGGAGAUACACACUGGGACGCGCGUCAAGACAUGCGAGUGGUGAAUUCCAACAUGACGAAUAAUAUGGCUGAGUGGAAGACACCACAUAAGGGACCCUUCAUCGAAAUGGACUACCCUGCAAAGGAGAGAGCAACAGAUGCAGCUCCGUAUCUUUCCCAAACGAAUGAUAACAGUGAUGCGUUUCUGUCCUCGAAAUAUUGGCAACCUAAAAUGGAUGAAAUGAACAAUGGAUCUUACAAGCACGUGACUGGGACGGGUAGCUGCAACGUUUCUGGGGAGGGAGUCGGAGCAACCAACGAGAUGAGUUACAUGAAGUACAAGUGCACGGUUGGCAAAGGUGAACAUAAUGCAGACUCCCGCUCUGCAAGUCUUUUCCCCCAAUUAGAUACUACAUUAACAUAUACGAAUAAAAAAAAAAAUGAAAAUGUCACCGAGGACAGAGAAGAAAAAAAACAACUCGAUUUACUAACCUUUUAUCCUGUACACGCAGGAAGAUCCCCUUAUAUCCAUAGUGAUGUCAAAAAUGAAGGAACAAAUGCAAAUGUGCAAAAUGGGGAAGGUGACACAUUUUACCCCCAACUGAAUAAAGCCUCUCACCAUUUUAAUCAGCCCUAUGAAGAUCUCAUUCACUAUGGCAAGUGCUUCAGGGGGUGGGCAGUACAAGAAGAAAAACCCCGCAAUAGAAAUGACGAGACCCCCAGUUUUACUGCCACCACGGGAGACGCAUACAGGGAGGUGGGGAAUCCAAACGCGCAAAGUGACGCAUCGAGGCAGGUAGUAGUGACAAAGGGGAUGAGCCAAUUGUGUGGCCCCUCUUCCAGCGGGGCUGACUUCAACGCGAGACGCUUAAGCCUGCCAAGCAGACACACAUCAGUGGGCAACCCAACUAAGAAUGCAGAAUCCCCCACGCAGGAACAGAUUCUUAAUAACAUUUUUGAAGAUUCCUCGGAUGAUAAAAAGUACUCCAGGACGCCCAGCGAGACUGCCGCGUUAAAUCAGAAAAGACAAUCCUUUAUUAACGAAAUUGAGGAAAUUAAAAAAUCGAUUGAAAAGGAAAACAAAAAUAAUAAACAGCCCAAUGUGACACACACGAUGAGUCCUCCGUGUGGACAGAGAAUGGAACCUGGCAUCCCUUUGCAUGGCGAGGAGCACAAUUUUUGUAAAAGCCGGGUGAUGAAGAAGGAGAAUUUUGACCGUGGUAGUUGCAACAACGGUGAUAUAGGUGCCUACCCGAAUUUCACAUCCAUUCGUAGUAAUGACUACCCUGGGACGGGAGCCCAUGCAGGGAUCCCCGCUGAGGGAGGCAACUUCGGGAGCGGCUACGUUCAGAGUGGCCACUUUCACAAUGGUUACUUCCAGAGCAGCGGCGUGGACGAUGGCUCAGACAACCGCUUACACGACCGCUUAAACAGCCGACGAAACCACUUCAGUCGCGCCCACCAAGAAAGGAAGAAAUCCACGGAUGGCGAAAACGGCCAACGUUUUAUCUCGAACCUGUCCAAAUGGCAGAGCAGGAGGUGA
This is a messenger RNA of Plasmodium fragile, 3426 nucleotides long. RefSeq lists its product as uncharacterized. The transcript has a single exon. The record is from RefSeq and is a predicted model, not a curated record. NCBI's taxonomy places the organism in Eukaryota, Apicomplexa, Aconoidasida, Haemosporida, Plasmodiidae. Bases 1 to 3426 code for a protein of 1141 amino acids.